Messenger RNA from Megalobrama amblycephala (Wuchang bream), 6901 nucleotides. RefSeq names its product collagen, type XVII, alpha 1a (gene col17a1a). The record is from RefSeq and is a predicted model, not a curated record. The coding region runs from base 190 to 6549 and encodes 2119 amino acids. Lineage: Eukaryota; Metazoa; Chordata; Actinopteri; Cypriniformes; Xenocyprididae. The transcript has 74 exons.
GCCUUCAGGAGAACUUCAGGUUUAAACUUGUUAGCUCCAGAUGUGAUAAGAAGGCUUGAAAUUCAAGCUGAAAAAUCUUUUUAUAAGGGGUGCUGUGAUUGAACUUGAACAGAAAAACAUCAGUGUGUUGAUACAGGACAGACCAUUUGACAUGAGACGGUAAAUUACAAUGACUGUAGUUAACAUGGAAUGGACAAGCUAACCACAACCAAGAUUGUCAAAGUAGAGGGGGGAUCUGGGGGAUCUGGAAAAGAAAUCCAGAAGCAUACAGAAACUGUAACGACCACAAGACUGACAUCUUUACCCCCAAAGGGAAACAGCAGCUCUGUGAGUAGCCAACAGGUACUGACCUCCACAGUGAACAGCUCCAGCUCUGGAGGAGCUUCAGGAGGAGCUGUUCUGCUGGAGAAGAAGAUCAUCUCCCAGACAAGUGCUGAAGGGGGCGCUUCCAGAAGUUAUGUCAUAUCCUCCUCCUCAUCUGGAAGUUCAGCCAGUAGCAGUUCAGGAGCAGGAUCUGUGAUCGGUGGAUUUGACGGAAUAUCUCGUGAAAUCAGUGUAACCGGUCCGAUUAGUAGCUCUACGGUUAAAAGCUCUAGUUCUGUGGUUAAAAGCUCUAGCGGUGUCUCUACCUCCAUCACAACAGUUGGCAGUUCCUCAGCAACAGGUGAAGACCUUUCUUCAGGAUUUGGGUCCGGCUUGUCCUCUGAGUUUGUGUCUGGUUCUUCAGGCAGUUCUUUUAGUGUUUCUGGAGGUAGUAUGAACAUCUCCAGAAGUGGAGGAGGUGGUUCUGGCUCCUCUGCAGUCAUGCCUGCCGGAGGAGCUUCCAGCUCCAUGACUGUCACCAAGUUCAGCUCCUCGUCCCCUAGUGGAACAAGGAAAGGUUUGAGUUACAGCACAGUCCCUCCUGAGAGAAAGACCAGUCUGAACCCUUACACUGGAGGAUAUGAGGGGAGCUCCAGUGGCAAUUCUUCCCCUGAUUACAUAAAAAAAGAGUACGUUUCGACAAGCGUUGCCACCAGAGGGCGCACUCAGACGCGAGAGAGUGAGAUCAGAGCCAGAUUGCAGAGUGCUUCACCCUCCACUAGAUGGACAGAGCUGGAUGAUGUAAAGAGAUUAUUAAAGGGAAGUCGCUCCGGGAGCAUCAGUCCACCUCGUUCUCCCACCAACACUCUGCCUAUCCCGAAAAAAGCCAGCGUGGACACGCGCCACGAGAGCCAGUCAGGUUAUGAGGGCUCAGUCCUGGAUGCUGGAUUCAGCGGAUAUUACACCAACCCAAACAAUCUCAGUUACACCACACUGCAACAACCAUCAUCACCCACAGGUGGCAUGCAGAAUAAUCUGAGCCUCAGCUCAUCUGGCCUUGGUAGUGCAGUGUAUGGGAUGCAGAAUAACCUGUCAACAUCUGGCGGUGCUCUCAUGGCUAAUGGAAUGAGUGUUGGCCAUGUUGCAGUGUAUGCAGCACAGAAGAAUGUUGGCAGCACUGGAAUGGCCUCCAGUAUUUCUGCUGUUCCCAGCAGCCCUAUCACCUCUGAUGAUGUGUUUGUGAAAGAUGGCAAGUUUAUUGCGAUUGGAAAAGAAAAUGUAGCGGCUAAGAAAGAGACUGAGAGAUUGAUCAUGUCCAAAAAUACUGGCAAACAGUUCGUCACAUCCACCACUAGUGCUGGAGCAGAUACAUUUUCAGAAGAUUCACUCAAGAGGGAGAAAAAGAUGAUCUCGAGCAGCAUGGAAACCACCACUGCUUCCAAAGCCUCAACAAAAGACAAGGCAACCUAUGCAGAGAUCCGUAAAGAUGAGUCUGACGGCACAGGACUGGGACUCUGUUCCUGCUGCUCGUGGUGGAAGUGGCUUCUGGCAUCGAUUAUUGGUCUUCUCCUUCUGCUGGGACUCCUCUGUGGUCUCAUCGCACUGGGUGAGGAGGUCAGGAAGCUGAAGGCUCGAGUGGACGCUAUUGAUGGUGGAGGAAGCGCAGCCUCUGCUCGAACCAGUCGUUUGUCCUCCUCGGUGGUCAACAUUGUGGAUCCACUGGAAUCUUCAUACGCCGAGCGCAUCUCUGGUGUCCGUGCCGAUAACACUAUAAACCUGGGUUCAGCACCUACUGAACAAGACCCUGUGGUCCUGCAGAGGACCAUCCAACAGAUCCUCAGAUCUGAACUGCAGUCGGACACCAUUAGAGCUUCACUGGCAACGUCACUUAGGGGUGAGAGAGGAGAACCUGGGCCUAAAGGAGACCAAGGACCUCCUGGAGUUAAAGGUGACGCAGGAUUUCCUGGAAUUCCAGGUCCUCCUGGUCUCAUUGGUCACCCUGGACAGGAAGGUCCUCGAGGACCCAAAGGAAGUUCAGGUGAAUCAGGAACUGAUGGUUUACCUGGGCCGAGGGGGCGGGAGGGGCCAGCAGGUCCCAGAGGAGAACCAGGACCUCCAGGAAUUGGAGAGAAAGGAGAGAAAGGCUCAUCUGGAGAUGUUGGUGCACCUGGGCUAGCAGGACCACCAGGUCCCAUGGGACCAAAAGGUGACGCAGGUGCACAAGGCGUACCAGGGCUUACAGGAGCUCCUGGACCCCAAGGCUUCCGUGGAGAUUCUGGUGAUCCUGGACCCAAGGGUGAUAAAGGACCUGCUGGGCCACCUGGGGUCAAAGGUGAUCAAGGAGAGAGAGGCCCACGGGGUGCCACUGGUGAGCCGGGUCUGGUUGGACCAGCAGGGCCUCCUGGUGAGAAAGGUCUUAAAGGAUCCACAGGUGCUCCUGGGCCAGAUGGUGUUAAAGGAAUUCGAGGAGAUCAAGGUCCGAUUGGGUUGCCUGGAGCUCGGGGACCAUCAGGGCCUCCUGGAGACGCAGGAAUACCAGGUACACCAGGACUCCAAGGACCACCAGGUUUGCCAGGUUCCUCAGGCCAGCCGGGGCCCAAAGGUGAGCCCGGUGAGCCCGGAAGAGUCAUUUCUGCAGGCGCCAAUACUAACACUGUGGGAAUACCUGGACCACCUGGACCUCCUGGAACUCCAGGUCCUGCUGGACCACCUGGACUGUCAGGUCCUAUUGGUCCUGCUGGUCUUCCUGGUCCACCUGGUUCAAAGGGAGAUAAAGGAGACAAAGGAGAUGAUGGGAAGCCUGGAGUCUCUGAGAGUGCAGGGAAGGAAGCUGCUGCUGAACCUGGUCCUCCUGGCCCACCUGGUCCACCGGGACCACCCGGACCAUCUGGGCAACCAGGUGUUGGUCAACCUGGCCCUCCUGGUCCUCCUGGUGAAAAGGGUGAACCAGGAAGCUUUGUACCCACUUCAGAAACCUUCUUUGCUGGACCGCCUGGGCCUCCUGGACCCAUUGGACCCAUUGGACCAAAGGGAUCACAGGGUGAUAUUGGUCCUCAAGGAUUCCCUGGCCAACCUGGAUUACCUGGAGAACCUGGAAUCGGUAUUCCAGGACAGCCAGGUGGUCCAGGACCACGUGGAGAACAAGGACCUGAGGGUCCACAAGGACCACAGGGACAUCAAGGACCAAUGGGUCCCAUGGGGCCAGAAGGUCCAAAAGGUGAUGCUGGAGUCCCAGGGGCCCCUGGCAUUCCAGGUUAUUCCUACGGUGGAGGAUCCAGAAGCGCUCCAGGACCACCAGGUCCACCUGGACCCCCAGGGCCUCCUGGAGCACCUGGUUCCCCGAGUGGCGGCUCACCAGAUGUUGUUCAACAGAUUUCAGACUACCUCAGAAGUGAACCCAUCAGAGAAUACCUGGCUGGACCUCCAGGCCCACCUGGACCACCAGGACCUCCAGGAUCAUCCUCUGAGGAUACGCUGGCUAACCGUGUCAUUGAUUAUCUUCAAAGAGAUGAGGUGAGACAGUACCUGAUUGGUCCUCCAGGGCCCCCAGGACCCCCAGGUGUGCCAGGUGGAUAUGGCUUUAACACUCAGGAAGUUGCUGGUCGAGUGCUGAGCCUGAUGAACGAUGCUGCUUUCAGAGGUCUGCCAGGACCCCCGGGACCCCCAGGACCUCAAGGACCACCAGGAAGCGCUGGAGGAAUAGUGUCUUACGCAGUGAAUGAAAACCAACAGCAAAUCCGUGCAGAGCCUCAGGAGUUCAUCAAGAGUCACCCAAGCCCUGGCGAGAAUUUGGAUUACCAAGCCAUCGCUAAACAGGUUGCAGAGUACAUUAUAUCUAAUGGCCUGUUACGGGACCAAAAUGGUUUGAUACCGAUUGCAGGUCCAACAGGAGCACCAGGACCAAUGGGACCACGAGGACCAGCUGGAGCACCUGGAUCAAUUGGACCACCUGGAGCAGAUGGACGACAAGGUUUGCCAGGGUUCCCAGGACCACCUGGACCUCCAGGAAUCAUUCUAGCACCCAACAACAUGACUGAGAUCAUGGACUAUAUCAGAGAACACCAUAUGAUCGGACAACCAGGGCAGAAAGGGGAUCUGGGACCCAGAGGAGAGAGAGGUGACCCUGGUUUUCCUGGUGCACGUGGUCUAGUUGGUCCAGUUGGUCCCAGAGGUUCUCCUGGUAACCCUGGCCUCCCAGGCAACAAAGGAUCGAAAGGAGAAAAAGGACAGAAGGGGGAGGCUUCAUACGUCACUCGGAGGAGGAGGAGGAAUACAUUUUCAGAAGAUUCACUCAAGAGGGAGAAAAAGAUGAUCUCGAGCAGCAUGGAAACCACCACUGCUUCCAAAGCCUCAACAAAAGACAAGGCAACCUAUGCAGAGAUCCGUAAAGAUGAGUCUGACGGCACAGGACUGGGACUCUGUUCCUGCUGCUCGUGGUGGAAGUGGCUUCUGGCAUCGAUUAUUGGUCUUCUCCUUCUGCUGGGACUCCUCUGUGGUCUCAUCGCACUGGGUGAGGAGGUCAGGAAGCUGAAGGCUCGAGUGGACGCUAUUGAUGGUGGAGGAAGCGCAGCCUCUGCUCGAACCAGUCGUUUGUCCUCCUCGGUGGUCAACAUUGUGGAUCCACUGGAAUCUUCAUACGCCGAGCGCAUCUCUGGUGUCCGUGCCGAUAACGCUGUAAACCUGGGUUCAGCACCUACUGAACAAGACCCUGUGGUCCUGCAGAGGACCAUCCAACAGAUCCUCAGAUCUGAACUGCAGUCGGACACCGUUAGAGCUUCACUGGCAACUUCACUUAGGGGAGAGAGAGGAGAACCUGGGCCUAAAGGAGACCAAGGACCUCCUGGAGUUAAUGGUGAACCAGGAUUUCCUGGAAUUCCAGGUCCUCCUGGUCUCAUUGGUCACCCUGGACAGGAAGGUCCUCGAGGACCCAAAGGAAGUUCAGGUGAAUCAGGAACUGAUGGUUUACCUGGGCCGAGGGGGCGGGAGGGGCCAGCAGGUCCCCGAGGAGAACCAGGACCUCCAGGAAUUGGAGAGAAAGGAGAGAAAGGCUCAACUGGAGAUGUUGGUGCACCUGGGCUAGCAGGACCACCAGGUCCCAUGGGACCAAAAGGUGACGCAGGUGCACAAGGCGUACCAGGGCUUACAGGAGCUCCUGGACCCCAAGGCUUCCGUGGAGAUUCUGGUGAUCCUGGACCCAAGGGUGAUAAAGGACCUGCUGGGCCACCUGGGGUCAAAGGUGAUCAAGGAGAGAGAGGCCCACGGGGUGCCACUGGUGAGCCGGGUCUGGUUGGACCAGCAGGGCCUCCUGGUGAGAAAGGUCUUAAAGGAUCCACAGGUGAACCCAUCAGAGAAUACCUGGCUGGACCUCCAGGCCCACCUGGACCACCAGGACCUCCAGGAUCAUCCUCUGAGGAUACGCUGGCUAACCGUGUCAUUGAUUAUCUUCAAAGAGAUGAGGUGAGACAGUACCUGAUUGGUCCUCCAGGGCCCCCAGGACCCCCAGGUGUGCCAGGUGGAUAUGGCUUUAACACUCAGGAAGUUGCUGGUCGAGUGCUGAGCCUGAUGAACGAUGCUGCUUUCAGAGGUCUGCCAGGACCCCCGGGACCCCCAGGACCUCAAGGACCACCAGGAAGCGCUGGAGGAAUAGUGUCUUACGCAUUGAAUGAAAACCAACAGCAAAUCCGUGCAGAGCCUCAGGAGUUCAUCAAGAGUCACCCAAGCCCUGAAGAGAAUUUGGAUCACCAAGCCAUCGCUAAACAGGUUGCAGAGUACAUCAUAUCUAAUGGCCUGUUACGGGACCAAAGUGGUUUGAUAUCGAUUCCAGGUCCAACAGGACCAGUGGGACCACGAGGACCACCUGGACCAUCUGGACUACCUGGAUCAAUUGGACCACCUGGAGCAGAUGGACGACAAGGUUUGCCAGGGUUCCCAGGACCACCUGGACCUCCAGGAAUCAUUCUUGCACCCAACAACAUGACUGAGAUCAUGGACUAUAUCAAAGAACACCAUAUGAUCGGACAACCAGGGCAGAAAGGGGAUCUGGGACUCAGAGGAGAGAGAGGUGCUCCUGGUUUUCCUGGUGCACGUGGUCCAGCUGGUCCAGGUGGUCCAGUUGGUCCAAUUGGUGCCAGAGGUUUUCCUGGUAACUCUGGCCUCCCAGGCAACAAAGGAUCGAAAGGAGAAAAAGGAGAGAAGGGGGAGGCUUCAUACGUCACUCGGAGGAGGAGGAGGAGCACAGGAAUUUAGACAGACAGCAGUGUGUUUGUCUUUACCAGCUAAUGCUUUAAAAACGACAUAUUUUAAUUUAGUCUUUUCUAUUUUUUUUUUUUUUUGACAAUGAUUUGUUACCAAAAUAUAAAUAUAUUCACACUGAAUUAACAGACCAAAUUUAAAUGUACUACUACAGUUUUUAAAGAAAACAAAAAAUGUGAGUGCAUGACUGCAAAAUAGGAUUUAACGUAAUCUGGGGAUACUGAUGUUUAAAAUUAGCUUUUUUUUGUCAUUUGAUGUGCUAAAAAUGCUUUUAUUAUUACAGACUUUCAAUAGCAUCAAGAGCAGCUUGACUUUUAAACUGAGAAAUAAAGACGAAGAUCUCGUA